AUGGCCGAUUCUGGUGAUGUGAGCUACCCCAACACGGGCAGCCCCGUUGUCGAUAGCGUCAAGUCCGAAGCCUCCAAGACCAGCGGAGAGCUUCGCGAUCUCAAGAACUCGCGUGUCACCCCCUCCACCACUACCGAAAAUGGCCAGCCUUUGACCCACUACCACUCCCUGCUGUACAGCCUUUUGAGCUGGGAGCAACCCCGCGCGACCGCUGUGUCUUACGCCAGUGUCAUCGGAUUCAUCUUCGCCGCUCGUUACCUGCCCCUCCUCCGCUGGGCCUUCAAGUUUCUGUACAUGUCGUUGGGAUUGACUGCCGCCGUCGAAGUCGCUGGCCUUGUGAUCCUUAAGCAGGGCAUCGCCAGCUCAUUCCGCCCCCGUCGCUACUAUACCAUCCCAAAGGAAACCCACGAGGCCGUGCUCGAGGACAUCUCCCAGCUGUUUGACUUCUUCCUGAUUGAGUUCCAGCGUAUUCUGUUCGCCGAGAAUGUCGUUCACACCAUUGCUGCUUUCACCGCUACCUUCACUGGCUACUGGCUGAUCCGCUUCGUUCCGAUCUGGGGACUCGCCGUGAUCUCCGUGACCACCGCCUACUUCGCCCCUCUUGUGUACAUCAGCAACCGUGAGAUCAUCGAUGAGCAGAUCGCAAACCUCCAGGCUAUCAUCAGCUCCCAGACCAACCAGCUGAAGGACUUGGCUGGCGAGCACACCUCCCACGCUACCGGUCUGAUGAAGCAAUAUGUUGGUGACUACAGCUCCAAGGCCCAGGAGUACAUUGGCCGUCGCUCUGCCUCUCCCGAGGCAACCAAGACCAAGCUCGUCUCUCCUAUCGUCAAGGGCGAUGCCAACCCCGAGCCCAUCAUUAAGACUGAGGACUUCCCGGAAGCUCCCAAGGUCGAGCCCGUUUCCGAGCCCAUUUCUCAUCCCGUUGAGUCGGUUGAGAAGGAGGAGGAACGCGAGCCUCUCCUGGCGGUUUAA
Penicillium waksmanii is the source of this 975-nucleotide messenger RNA. RefSeq lists its product as uncharacterized. The record is from RefSeq and is a predicted model, not a curated record. NCBI's taxonomy places the organism in Eukaryota, Fungi, Ascomycota, Eurotiomycetes, Eurotiales, Aspergillaceae. Bases 1 to 975 code for a protein of 324 amino acids. The transcript is spliced from 6 exons.